UCAGGAUUUAAGGUUUCUCUGUCGGGCUGCUCCAUCUAUUGGUGGGGAGCCGCACUACACAAUUAGUCAAGAGAGUACGAGAUCCGAUGUCUCUCCUCUUGCGUGCACUCGCUGAAGUCAGGCCUUCGGCUUCGCCCACUUUGUGUCCAGAGGUUGCCUGGAAGUCCAUGGGGGUACCACUGGUCUCACUUGAUCCCAGUGAAACCCCACCAUUGAUUGAUUUGCUCUCGAGGAGGGGUGGCACGGGGCAACUGGGGUCGCCGUGCCUCAUCAAGGUCCAUGUCUUCCCGCAGGUGAAGAUCUAUGGUGCGAUCAGACUAAGUAGUGGUGAGCGCGAAGCAUUGAUCAAACAACAUAGGGCACAGGCACGUAAGCAGCGAAUUUUGCAGGAAACUAGCCUGGUGCAGGCACAGCAGGAGGUCUCGAGAUUAGAGGCCAGAUGCGAAGAAGCCCUCAUCAGAUUGGGGGAAAGCCACCAUGCCGCUGAGCUUGCGAAUGAGGCUAAGCUGAAGCUUAAGGCCGAAGAAGCGCAAACGGAGAACUUGAAACGAAUGCAAGAGCAAGCUAGAUUUGAACUUGCUCUGAAACAGGACGUCACAGAAGAGUGUGAGCAGUCGGAAUAUGGCUGCCAGAAUGCAGCAGAAGAGGUGAAGGUGAAGAAGGCAAUGGAGAGGAAGGCAAUUGAAGGGAUGGAAAAUGAGAGAAGGCAGAAAGCCAAGGCAAGAGCCAAUGCUGCUGCACUGAAACUUCGACGUGAGAAGGAACAGAAACAUCUUAAUGAAGAGCUGGAGAAGAUACUCAAGUUAGAACGAGAGCAGAGGGUGAGGGAGCUGUACGCGUGUGGUGAUGUAUGCACAUCCGGGCAGGGUGAAGAAGAAAAUCCCACUGCCACAAGGAGUGCGCAUUGGCAGGAAGAAAGGGCGUGCGCUGCGCCACCUCUUGCAGGUGGACAAACACAACAUGAGCAUCAUCGGCGGGCAUUCAACGGUGCCGUUGUUUCCCAAACGGUGCAUGAAAGCCUCCGGGGCGAUGGAAUAGCCGUUCACCGAUGCUUGACCAGUGGUGCUGCGGUAUCUUCCUCUAUGCCGACUUAUGGGCACUCUACAGCAUGGGAGAGGGAAGGUGGUGGAGGCGGAGGAGGUAGGUGGGAGGUGGAAGAAGAGGAUUGUCUACAGUGCGUUCGCGCAUUCGAUGCUUCCUGCGAUGAUUGCAUCAGGGAAGGUAAUCUGCACGCGAGAGAACUGCCAUCUGACGAAGCGAAUGGCAGGGCUACGGAGAAUUCCCCCUCUGAGCAAGCGAGGGAAUGGGCUGCGUAUGAGACGCUCUAUGCUCACAGGGCCUCUCAUGAUGACGGUUCAGGAAUGCUAGAUGAACAUACCCACGAUUUCUGGCUUCAUGCAGGCAGCACAGAGUCUCAGGGGGGAACAGAAGGAUGUACAAUUCCUUCAUGGAGCAGGGCGGGGCCCGCGCAGCAGGAUCAGAUGCGGUACGAGUACCGGUGGGGGACCGAGAUGGGCCCAGGACUUGUCGAUGGUAAUCGAGGGGUACAGGGGGGGGUGCGAAAAAGGCAGGCGGAAGGGUCGGGACUAGACGGGAGAGAGGGGGGAGCUAAGAAGGAGGAGAAGGAUAAGGUGGUUGAUGUUGUCGUUGUGGGUAAGAACGAGUUGAAGAGACGGAGAAGCCAUGGAAGGAAAGUGGGCCGGACGCCAGAGAGUAGUUUGGGUCAGGUUGCAAGUUCAAGUCCCGUUGGCCCAACAAGCUUGGCCGAUGAGAAUGAUGACCCAAAGAUCCAGGAGUCCAGAAGCAGCUGCGAAAUGCACAGAGGACUCAGAGCCGUGAGUUAUCACCCUGCAUGUGCAGUGUGCGGUUGGGGAGAGCGAGAUGAUACUGAAGAGUACAGCAGUAUGGAUUUGGUGGGAUCUGAGCAGCAGCAGCAGGUCUUAGAUUCGGAGGUUGAGAUGCAAAAAAAUGUCGGCGGUGGAAAUCAGACAAGGACAAGAUGGUCUGCCAAGGGAUAUGCCGGCGUGGUGGACUGCCACGAGAAAGACGGACCUGAGUCUUUCUCCGUCGAGAAUGGUUUAGCGUUUUCUGAAAUCAGCUCUAGCGAACAGGGAUCCGAAAUGCGACUUGCAGACGGCCACGAUGAUAUUCUCCGUCCGUCCUUGGUAGCAGAAGCUCCUCCGUGUUUUGUUCCUUUUUCCACGGAAGAAGAUGCGCAAACGACAGAUGAAGCGGGAGUUCAGGCAUGGCAGCAAAUAGAUCGCCAAGGCGCCGGCAGAACUGGCGUUCCGUUUGUCCCUUCUGGAGCACGUAAUCGUUCUCUCGAAAACGGACUUGCUGUUUUAGGUACUCAGCUGCAAAAAACUGAUCACAUGCUCUUCUGGGUGGGUGGCAGGGGAAGAGCCACCACUGCCCGGACACCGGAAGAAGAGUCAAAGCGAGGAAAUAAAGAAGCGCUGCACAAGGCACAAACACGACUAGAGGACGAGGAAACAUGUCUAUGUGCAGCGGAUGCAAGGAGCUGGAUGGAUGUUAGAGACAGCACUUGCAGAACCAUCGGUCAUCUUUGUAAGACGUCCGAGGGUGAUGCUGCAGGCCAGGGAAGUGGAAGAGGAGUGGACAGUGUUUUGGGCAGUGAAGGUGAUACCUCGGGAGGUAAAGGAGGGCACAUCUUCCCGCAAUCUGAGCAAAGCAGCCUUGCUGCCACCCAUGGAAGUACCUCUCAUCCUGUUAGCAUUGGCGGUCUGAAAGAGGACACGGAUGUUAGCAUUCUCGCAAGUCCUCUUCGGGAAGAAAUAGUUGCUUUACAGUCCGAGCUAUACAGUUCCGCAGAGGGAGAAGGUGGUGGUAGCCGCAGCGAAGAGGCGAGCAAAAUCUGGCGGCCGAAUGGUCCAAGAGAAAAACAUGGCAAUGUUUCUAGCGAACCGUUUUCCAUGACCCGAGGGAGCAGUGUCAGCGGCCUCUGUUCUUCAGCUGGGAAUGCUUCUCCGAAGGGGGGGGGCAGUGUUAGGACGGAAGAAGGCAUCGUGAGCGAAGAAGCAUGGGCUUGUCCUCGAAAAGAAGCAGAAGAGCCAAGGAAUGGACAGUGGGUUGAUGAUGAAGCUGCGAUGCCGCAAGAGAGGCAUGAAAACUGGGCGGAAGAAGAACAAAGGGAGACACGGGUUAAGAAGAAUCCUUUGUUGGAAUCUCCUCCAUCCGAUAAUGGGCAUCGUGAGGGGGUGUCAUCACAGAGAUCCCGUGCGCGACGGUUUAGUAGUUCAGGAGCGCGCCGGCAGUCUAGAAGGUUCGGUCGAGAGGGUUUUGGUGAAAUUGGGGGGCCUGAUUUGCUUGGAAAUGGGGUGGACCCGCAUAAAAGACAGGAGGGGCUUGACAAGGGUACUGAAUUUCAAGUGGCAGCAGAUGCCCUUGAGAGAUUGACAAUGCCGCGGGGGCAACUUAGGCGGCCUUUGGGGCGAAGACUGAGCUCGGAAUUGCGUCGGAGGAUGAAUGGCCAAACUAGAAGGGUGUGCUGGGAAGGGGGGGAAGAGGAAGCGAGUGGGCAAAUGAGCAAGGUGGUGGAAGAAUCGCACAUGGGUACGAUGGACCCGAUUGAGAAGGGGGUAGAAAUUCCAAUUUCAGUAUCUCCAGAAAAGGGCCGGCAAUUGCAAAGGACUGUGUCUCGAAGACUAAGCUCAGAAAGGCGUCGGCGCUCAAGUUUCCUGUCGAGAAGGGUGAGCUUGGACAGAGGAGGAGCUCCAGCAGGCAAGGCAGAAGAUGCACGGACGGGAUCGACCGCGGCAAGCGGGAGGGAAAGAGGCGUGGUGAAGGGCAUCAUACAACGUUUCGAGAGAGAGUUGAUGACGGUGAGCCGGUCUGUGGACUGGAAGCGGGCCUCCGUUCGGGGAUCGGUUGAUGGAGGCAGGCUCAAAUUGCACGUACGAAGGCAGGAGCCAUGUCAGGACUCGUCGAGAAGUCGGCAAUGUGAAAUGUGCGAGGAUGAAGUAAGUUUUUUAGCAGAUAGUAAUACCAUGCCUUCCGCAAAGCAUGCCAUCGAACAGCGAGGUGUGGCUCCUCUCUCUGCAGCACAGGAGGCCCGGACAGCCAAUGAGGAGACUGCAAUAGAGCCAGAGCCUGAAGUCGAUGGGAGAAGCCAGAGGCUGAAGUCAGCGGAUGGUCAUAACCUUGAGCAUGAGCGUGCGCAUGAGCUCGUUGGCAAUGAUGGAAGAGUGGCACAAGGCGGUCUCGAGCAUUGUGAGGUAAGACCAUCUUGUGCAGGGGGGGGUGGAAUUGUGAACACAAGGGGUCUGAUAGAUGAAAAUGGAGGAGGAGCUGAUGGGCCAACUACCUCAAAACCACACAGCUCGAUGCGAUUUUUGGAAGAGAAGGAUCAUCCCAUAGGAGGAGGAGGGUGUGGUAAUGAUGAAACAGGUUCGGUGCAAAGCUUUGCAACUCAGGAAGCCCUCCUGGACGAGGAGAGGGUGAAGAAAGGUACUGAGGCAGACACGACUUGGUUGGUUGGGGCGGCGACAGAUGAUGAGGGUCCGGGGGUCUCUUGUUCUCCAGAAAGCAUUAGAGGGGUGCAUAGGGCGAUGCGAGGAAAGAAGGAACGAGCAGCCACAGCGGUGACCGGUCGUAGCCAGCAGGUAUUCGAUUGUGCGACUGAUCCGAUGAUGCUCCGGGACAAGUUGUUGUUGUUGGAACGCAACGAGAAGGGAACGGCAGAAGAGUUCCCAGGGAAGAGUGUAGAGGAAACUCUGAAGUCCAUUUCAACGAAAAUGCGGGAGUUGGAUGCAAGGCUUCAAAGAAUCUCAGGAUGCAAUGUAUACUACGAUGAAGAGUUCAAGAGCACUGCAUCGCAAUCCUCUUCGGCUGACAACGAGGGACGACGAGAUGAACACCAAAAAGAGGACCCCCCGCAUCGACUCCAGAUGAACUCCAGCGAGUUGGGCUCGUCAGAAUUCCGUGGAAGCAGCGAUGUUGGUGCCGGUGAAUGUGAAUUAUGUAAGCGUGCAUCGGUCGAGAGCAUCAAGGAGAGCAUCAGUGGUGGAGUACCAGACGAGGCGGCCAUUGAAGGCAGCUUGGCGCUUGGACUCGGUGGGGGCAAUACCGGCGAGAGGGAUGGGCAUCCAGUUGUGGAGGUCUGCCUUGGAACAGCAACGGCUUACGAUGUGAAUGGCAGUCGGGAGAGCAAUAUGCGAGACCUCAAUUCAGGUCUCAGCAGGCAAGCGAUCCCAGCAAGUCUGGAGGUCUCACUGUGCCAGUCGGCGGCAUUGAAGGGUAACUGUGAGAGCAACGUAGGGGCCUUCUUCCUCCCAACUCGCAACCGAGAAACUCGGGACGCUCUGGACGAUGCACUUUGCCAGUUGAAGUCGAAUUGCCGUAGCGAUGUCUCGGACGGCAAACAACGUACUAGACACAAAUUAGGCCUUUGCAGCAAAGUUGAGGACUCAAAAGAAAUGCAUGCAAGCAGCAAAGAAAUGCAUGCAAGCAGCAAAGAAACGCACGCGAGUCGCACAGAAAAACAUGAGAGUCCCAGUCAAAGACUGAAAAGCAUGGUCAAAACGUUGAUCAUUGGGUUUGAAAGAGGGGGUAUUUCUCAAAGCGCUCCCGGUGCUAGUAGUGCUAGGCUUGCCUCGGUCGAUAACUCAAGGCAGGGCAGUGUCCCUGGACGGAAGCAGCGAGGAGGAAUCUGUGGGAUGGAUAAGGCUACGACUAGUACUAGUCAGGUAGACGUGAAGCAUCAGGGUGCGAACUCAUCACAGCACAGCUCUAUUGCAGAGGGGGUGGAAAUGAGGGUCAGCAAAUCUGGGUUGAGGUUUCAAGAGAAGCAAGGAAACCUGGGAAGUAGUUCCCAGAUAGAGGCCGCUGAGGCUAGGGCAGUGGAGAUGCCUGCCCGGUCGACUGACAGAGCUUGUGUCAGAAAUGACGAUGCACAUCUGAACGACAUUGCGGCCUCUCGAGCGCCUGCUAGUCUACCAGUCCCGACUUUAGUGGAUGGUAAUCCUUCAAGGAGGGUGCUUGCGGUGAAAGAUACAUCAUCAUCUGCUGCUGCACAGGGAUCGCUGCAUCGCAAAGGAGAAGAGCAAGCCUUGGCCACGGAGGCCGGGAAAGUUGGUGGACCUGUUGCGGAGGGAUCGGUGUCGCGUGGGGAAGCUGAUCGCACGGGUGCAGCGAUCUACGCAAGAGUCGCAGAUGAUGAAAUGAUGUCCAUGAAGUCCCUGGGUAGCUCUCGCUCAGACCAUGAUGCCGUGGUUUCGCUUUGUCAGGAUGACACAUUACAGAGCAGCGCGGACAACUCGCUUUCGGUCACCGCCACUUCGGAUACACUGUUGGCUACGCAGUCUGACGGAGAACAGGAGCAAGCUGCUGUUCUUACGCUCUCACACUCGUCUCUUUUGGCUGUUGGCUGGAAAGACACCGGGGCUCGUGAGAAGGCCGAAGUUCGAAGCCUGGAAACACUCGAUGAGUCGACGCUCCUCACCGGUUCCGUCGACUUCUCGUCGUGGAAUGGCGAAGACAUAGGAGAUCCAGAGAUAAAGACGAGCAGAUCCGAAGCAUCGACGAUGGGACAUGCUUCGAGUGUCAUUCAGGAGAGGGGUUGCCACGGCGUGGUCAAGAGCAAAGCAAAAUGUGAUGAUGCUUUGGAGACGUCUGUGCCGGGCAAGGGCAAAGCAAAAUAUGAUGCUGCUUUGGAGUCGUCUGUGCCUUGCGAAACACAUGCACAGACUUCCGGGGGAAUGGGGCUGGGGCAGGGGCGAGUUGAUGAAGGUUUGAUCAAAGGGAGCAUUUGCACAGGAGCCACAGGAAGAGGGGGUGGUAGUAAGAAGCAGCAGAUUAGACGGCGCAGGAGCUCCGGAGGAGGGACAAAGAGGGAGGUGCGAGAUUGGGCCAGUAUCCCCAAAAAUUUAGUGAAGGCAAAGGUGGCAGCUUUUCAGAUGGCAGAAUCCUCAAAAGAAGCUCAAAAAAAGUCUGCGUCCCCCGUCAGCCGAUUGCCGAAGAACUUCUUGAGAGAAUUCUGUACUCAAGGAUCGUCGUUGUCGGCGGCGGCGGCGGCUCGUGAAGGGGGGGCAUAUUUGACGGGCGGUUCAGAUGAAGAGACAACGAAGCCAGUUAAGAGAUCCCCGAAAUCUUUCCUUCCAAAAAAACCUGUGAAUCCUCGACUGGCUUUGAGAAGGGAGAUGUCCCUUUCGUCCUCCUACGCCGCCGAUAGAUCGCAACUCUUGUCUCGAUCGGUAUCCCAUCUUCCCUUAUUCUCAAGCUCCUCGGAUGCGCCUUUCUAUCCUGCGGCAGCAUGGGACCUGAGCAAGCAUUCACCGAGCACCGAUUGGCUACUUUCGAGGUCGAUAUCUGACAAUGGAAAUUCUCAGUCCAAUUUGUUCUCUUCCAACUCUCUCUCGUCUCUCCUUUCUCUAUCCCAUUCGAGGAGCAUUCCGAGUCAAGAAGAAGCCAUGGGUUCAGGAACCAGCAGUGGACGACGCUGUGAUGCAAGCGUCUCUCUCUCCUUGCAACCGAAUGCCAAUUCAUCGCAUGGCACGAGUUUCGAUGGUCUGACGGGGACGAUCUCGUCCGUAUACGACACGGGGACGAUCUCGUCCGCACACGACACGUCAUCCUUCUCUCUGCCGUCCUUCGUGAGCUUGCCACCUUCCGGCAUCGAGUGGAGGUCUGGCAGGCUCAUGCAGUCGACAUGGCUAGCGGCCUCUUCGGACGACCAAACCAGUGGAAUGCCAGGCAGCAGUGAACACCCGCACCAGGGCAGCACUUCUCCAGACGACCGAACCAACAACCAGGGCUCGAAGCUCUUUCAGAUGGUCGUUCCUGCAUCAGCGCAAUCUCCAGCUCAGAGGGUCGGAUACGAGUUGGCAGCAGAGUCGUCGGCAAACACACUGGGCGUUUCACCGUCCCCAUCUCAAGUCCCACCGCCCUCAUCGAAGGUCUUGCUAGCAGCUUCCUCCAAAAUCCCAUCCGUUCCCUCCUCCAAGAUACCGUCGGUGUCCUCCAAAGACCGAUCGACUUCCUCCAAGGUCCCACCUUUGGCUUCAUCCGCCGCUUGCCCGACUGCAUCCAGAGUUCAGCAAGCAUCGUCCAAACCGUUGCCAGCUUGUGCGUCUAAGAUUUCGCCAUCUUUGUUGAAAGCUCCUGCUCUUGUCUCCUCUAAGGUUCCAGCACUCUCAUCGGAAGAUCCUAUGCGUGGCUCGAUAGGGGCGGGACCCCCAGCAAUCCAGCGCCUCGUCAGCACGCAGGGGUCGACCGCCGUCCUGAGUAAGCAUCACUCUGUUCCGAGUACAGCGACCACGGGAGCGACAGCGGAGCGUGGAAUUCUCAAGGAGACAAAGGAUCUGAACGGACAAAACGAGAAGGUAAGGAUGACGACGAGUGGUCGGCAGAGUGCUGCCUCGUCAGCGAAGCCCGGCACAUCUGUGACAGGAAUGAAUUCACUAAGGAGAUCUGUGAUAGGGAUGGAAGGAUUGAGGAGAUCUGUGACGGGAGUUGAAGCAUUGAGGAGAUCUGUGACGGGAGUUGAAGCACCAAGGACAGGCGUGGAAACAUCAAGGAGGUCUGCGGGGACAGGCGUGGAAGCAUUAACGAGGUCUGUGACAGGAGUUGAAGCAUUAAGGAGGUUGGGGACAACAGGGGUGGAAACAUUAAGGAGGUCGGGGACGACAGGGGUGGAAGCAUCAAGGAGGUGUGGGACAGGAGCAGACGUACUGAGGAGGUCUGUGACAGGAGGAUUUGAAGCAUCAAGGAGAUCUGUGACAGGAGUUGAGUCAUUGAGGAGAUCUGUGACAGGAGUUGAGUCAUUGAGGAGAUCUGUGACUGGAGUCGAGUCGCUAAGGAGAUCUGUGACAGGAGCGGAAAUGAUAAGGGAAUCGCCGCCAUCAGAAUCGAACCUGCGGACAAGCCCCAGGCAAAGCAGUGGCCUUCCGCCGGCUACCCAGACUUCCGUCAAACUGAAGGUUUCGCCGUCGAGCCAACCUCGCUGGUCAUAUGCGUCAAAUGAGAACAGUCGAUGUGUGAAAAACAACACUGCAAGGGGGAGCGCGAUGAUGACGGCAGCGGCUCAGUCUCUUCUGGCCAGAAGUGCAAAGGAAAGGGUUCCAGGACGAGCUGCCGCUGCGUCGCUGGAUGGAUUUCCGACGUCUCCCAAGCCUCUUCUCUCUGACAAGCAGAAGCCAGCUUUACCACCUACGUCAAAACCCAAAUUACCUCUCCAGAGACAGUCACUGCUGGGUGGGAAAAGGUGAGACCUGCAAAAUUCCCUCAAAAUUCCGCCCCAGUAGGGGGGGAUUUUUUCAAUAAAGGCACAGAGAGGGGCUCGCUCCACUCAACAACCUUCCCAAUGAAUCUGCAGAAGAGUC
Molecule: messenger RNA, 9338 nt
Organism: Chara braunii
Lineage: Eukaryota; Viridiplantae; Streptophyta; Charophyceae; Charales; Characeae
Source: the annotation of a GenBank genome assembly